GCAGAGGUGGGAGGCUUACAGAGGGGACCGUGCUCGCUCACGCGUGCUCUGACUCGAGCGGCUCUCGGCUGUGUCACCGCGCUGCCUCUCUGCCUGCCUGAACUGUAUAAUUAGCCGGUUCCGAUCAGUCGUCCCUGGGACAUUUCACAGAGUUCAUCUGCCCGUGCUUCCGUUCUCUCCGCCGAUACCAGCAGCGGUUAUGUGUGAGUAAAAAGCCAGCCAGGCUCCCCGCAGCAGCAAGAGGUGUCUCCAGACAUGGACCGGAUAGGAGUGUCAUUCCUGGACCCCCUGGAUGACUACGAGCUAAUCCACAGGAUUGGGUGCGGCACCUACGGAGAUGUUUUCAAGGCUCGCAACAUCAGGACGUCUGAACUGGCAGCUAUCAAGAUUGUCAAGCUCGACUCAGGUGAUGACAUCACCCCCAUCCAGCAGGAGAUUACCAUGAUGAAGGAGUGCAAGCACAAAAACAUCGUGGCCUACUUUGGGAGCUACCACAGAAACACCAAGCUGUGGAUCUGCAUGGAGUACUGCGGUGGAGGCUCCCUGCAGGAUAUCUACCAUGUGACGGGCCCACUGAAGGAGAAGCAGAUAGCAUUUGUGUGCAGGGAAACUCUCCAGGGCCUGUAUCACUUGCACGAAACUGGUAAAAUGCACAGGGACAUAAAGGGAGCCAAUAUCCUUUUGACCGAGCGUGGAGAUGUGAAACUGGCUGAUUUUGGAAUCGCAGCAGAGAUCAGUGCCUCUGUGGCCAAGAGGAAGUCGUUUAUUGGAACUCCUUACUGGAUGGCUCCAGAGGUGGCUGCGGUGGAGAAGAAGGGUGGCUAUAACCACCUCUGUGAUAUCUGGGCCGUCGGCAUCACUGCCAUCGAGCUGGCAGAGCUGCAGCCGCCCAUGUUUGACCUGCACCCAAUGAGAGCGCUGAUGCUGAUGUCCAAGAGCAGCUUCCAGCCUCCAAAACUUAAGGAUAAAGCCAAGUGGUCUGCUGGCUUCCAUAGCUUUGUGAAGAUGGCUCUCAUUAAAAGCACCCGUAAGCGGCCCUCAGCUGAGACACUGCUGCAGCAUCCGUUUGUGACACAGCUGUUGACCCGUAACUUGAUCAUUGAGCUGCUGGACAUGGCCAACAACCCCGAGCUCCACGCUCCCCACACAAACACCAUGGAUGACAUUGAGCUGGAGGUUGGGGUAAUGGCUCCGGACAAGAUUCAGUCAGCAGGGAAACACCUGCCUGUGGAAAGGACCCCGUCUGAACAACAAUUUGACCAGGUGAAGUUUGGGCCUCCACUGAGGAAAGUGACUGAGCCUUAUCCUGACUUGGCCUGUUAUGAUGACUGGAGUCUGUCUGGAGAUGAAGGAACCUCACCGAGCCUGUUGGAAUGUGUGGAGCAAGCUCUCGAGCUGAGGAGUUUAACCAUCAAGAGAGUGCCAUGUGCUGAUGUGAGUGGAGGCAGAAAGAGCAGUGUGUUCAGUCCAUCUACGGCCUCACUGCCAGCCUUCAGCUCUUUGACUCCCAACACAGAGGACAAAGAUCUUACACCGAGACCGACCUGUACACUGGGCCCAGACAGCGCUGUCACAGGCGACUCCACCACAGCCUUGGCCAGGUGCUCGGCCACUCAGGACAUCACAAAGGGCUGCAGUGAAACGUGUCGGCCAGCGGAGGGCGCUGUGACAGCAGAGUUGGUUACUACUGCUUCCUCACCCAAACGAGAGACCCCACUAUCACCAGAAUGGAGCACACUGAGGAGGAAGACGAAGGAUGAUAGCGCUGAUUGUCAUGGCCUUCCUCCCACCCCUCAAGUCCAUAUGGGAGCCUGCUUCUCUAAAGUCUUCAAUGGCUGCCCUCUAAAAAUCAACUGCGCCGUCACCUGGAUUUUUCCCAAAACAAGAGAUCAGUAUCUUAUUCUUGGGGCAGAAGAAGGCAUCUACACACUGAACCUUAAUGAACUUCAUGAAGAUACAUUAGAGAAGCUCCUCCCUCAGCGAUGUAUAUGGCUAUAUGUUAUGAACAAUGUGCUGAUGUCCGUAUCAGGGAAGUCGUCCCAGCUUUACUCGCACAGCCUGCCAGCUCUGUUUGAACAGAAAGGACAUCUGCACAAGAAACACAGCAGCCUGUCGCUCAGCACCAACCGCCUCACGGAGCGGAUGAGUCUCAGAAAGUUUGCCAUAUCUGUAAAGAUUCCUGACACUAAAGGUUGUAGGAGGUGCAGUGUAGCAAGAAACCCAUACACAGAUAGCACAUUUCUGUGCGGGGCUGUCCCAUCUGGCCUGGUUUUACUCUUGUGGUACGAGCCUCUUCAGAAGUUCAUGCAUCUAAAGCAACUCGCCAUCAGGCUCCCAGAUUCUCUUCCGAUAUUUGAACUGCUGGUGUUGGCAACAGAUGAGUUUCCUCAGCUGUGUGUUGGAGUGAGAGACUGUAGUAAUGAUAAACCACCAAGCGGCCAACAGCUCAGGUUUGAUAUUAUAGAGCUGAACGGCGCUCCUGUUCCAGUGCCAGGAGAUAGUGGAGCACUCAGAGCCGUGCAGGUAACCCAGCUGGACCGAGACACUGUUCUCAUCACCUUGGAAAGAACUGUAAAGAUCGUGAACCUGCAAGGCCUUCCAUCCAGACAGCUGGCUGCAGAAAUAGUCUUUGACUUCCCCAUUGAAACACUAGUCUGCUUGCAGGACAGUGUGCUGGCGUUCUGGAAGCAUGGCCUCAAAGGGAGGAGUUUCCAUUCAGAUGAGGUAACACAAGAAAUUACAGAUGAGAGUCGUGUGUUCAGAGUUCUGGGAACAAACAGAGACAUCAUCCUUCAGAGCACACCGACUGAUGACCCGUCAGCACUGAGCAGCCUGUACAUCCUGACAGGACACGAAAGCAGCUACUGAGAGAGGAGGCGGGGCUUCUCCUUGGACGGUGUUACCAAAGAAAAGCACAGCCUGUCUGUAACUGUGGGGUAGAAACGAUGCUCUGUUUCACCGAGGCUGUGCCAGGAAACGGUUCAAUGCUGGGAAUGACAAAUGUUAGGAAGGGAUCCUGCUGACUGUCCAGCCUUCACCUGUACACAAGACACCUGUCAAGGUCCUCGUUGGGGUUAUAGUUGAUAAAGUUUUCUAGCUUCUCUUGUCUAUUCAUCUUACCUGCUUAAAUCAGACCUUUCUGUUAAAGCUAAUGCAGACUCCACUGAUCUGCCCGCUCAGUGUGGACGGGAGAAUAACCUGAACAUGGCCUCGGGACAUCAUCGUACUGAGUCAGGUUUUCUUCUUGAUCAGACUGAGUGGGGCAGACUGACACUGCACAGAAAUGACUGAGUGUGUUUUGGUGCCUCAACAUUCAGUCAUAUUCUGUAAAGCCAUUUUCUGUCUGCAUGCUGCACAUAAACUAUUUGGACCCGAGUGCUGUGACACCUACACCUUACACCUGCAGGAGCUGCUCGGCCAUAGAAAGCUGUUCUGUGAAGUGCACGGCUUUUUGCCAGUGUUGAUUUUAUGGGUUUAAUGUAAUAACUAAUUUUUCACAUCAUCGUCUGAGUCGUAAUCCCAACGAGGAAACUUGGAAUGUAAAACUCGAUGGACGCUCCAGCUGAAGAGUGAAGUGUCAGACUUUUAAUGUAUCUUUCGAGCUUUAGCAUACUUACAACGGCAGAAACAGUGCCACGUCUAAAACAUAGGAGCCAUCUUCAUCUCAUUCUUCCCAUUUCAUGCAAGUUUUUUCUCAUCCUCAGAUGGCCAGAAUUUGGUUUGCUGACUUCAUUCAGUCACACCAUACUAGAGCAUAAAAAGUGGAAAUAAACUGGUCAUUAAGAAAGUGUGAUGCUUGAAAGUAUAGCGUAAGGACAGCAGCUGUGUUCCAUGUGCUGUGUAACGCUGCAUUUACAGCUGAUAUGAUGACAUCUUUAAAGAACUGUGAAGGAAUUAUCAGUGCUAACACAACCUUAAGCACGUGAUGUGACCGUAUUCCACUGCUUACACUUUCAGUAUCCUUACUUAAAGAGAAAAAAGUACAGUUAGCAAGAAGCUUUGAGAUCAAGGCAGUGUUAUUGUAUGCUAACCACCUGGGUGGUGCAGCUUGUCCUGAUAAAAAGUGAAUGUGGUCACAUUAUACUUGUGCUCGUUUAACUAAAAUGAAAAGAUAAAAUAAACAUUCCACUACAUGGGUAAAGAUAUUUAUAUUUAUGGAAAGGAUACUAUAAAAGUAACACUGGCCUUUCCAUGAGAGAAACUUGAAGUACAGUAUGCAUAUUGAGAUUAAUGUUUUUUUAAUAUGUUUUUGCUACUAUGUGAAGAUGUGAUGUUAUUAACAACACAGAAUAGAC
Molecule: messenger RNA, 4295 nt
Organism: Pelmatolapia mariae (spotted tilapia)
Lineage: Eukaryota; Metazoa; Chordata; Actinopteri; Cichliformes; Cichlidae
Gene: map4k2
Product: mitogen-activated protein kinase kinase kinase kinase 2
Exons: 32
Coding region: 256-2868 (870 amino acids)
Biological process (GO): intracellular signal transduction; protein phosphorylation
Cellular component (GO): cytoplasm
Molecular function (GO): ATP binding; MAP kinase kinase kinase kinase activity
Source: RefSeq, a predicted model, not a curated record